Molecule: messenger RNA, 547 nt
Organism: Spinacia oleracea (spinach)
Lineage: Eukaryota; Viridiplantae; Streptophyta; Magnoliopsida; Caryophyllales; Amaranthaceae
Product: glutaredoxin-C11
Exons: 1
Coding region: 56-364 (102 amino acids)
Source: RefSeq, a predicted model, not a curated record
CAAGUAGAGAGAUAUAUUAAUUGUUUAGUUUGCUAUCUUCAUCUUAAAAUUAAUAAUGGAUAGAGUGAGUGAGUUAGCAAAAACAAAGGCAGCAGUAAUAUUCACUAAAAGCUCAUGUUGCAUGUGUCACAGCAUUAAGACAUUGUUCUAUGAUCUUGGGUCAAGCCCGGCUAUUUUCGAACUAGAUAGGGACCCUAGAGGUAAGGAAAUGGACCGGGCGCUACAAAAGCUAGGGUGCAACCCUACCGUCCCGGCCGUGUUCAUCGGCGGCAACUAUGUCGGGUCCGCUAAGGAUGUUCUUGGUGCUCACCUUAAUGGAUCUCUUAGGGAUAUGCUUCUUGAAGCUAAAGCUAUAUGGUUUUAGUUGUAUAAUUAACAAAAGUUUGUGGUUUUUGUAUGAGCUUUUGUUAAAUGCAAUGUAAUUUUGGAGUUUGUAAUUGAUUUUCCAAGGUGAUCUCCAUUUUUUUUCCAUUUAUGGUGAUCGACUUACGGAUAAAUCAUAUUUUUUAAGGUGAAGUUGAUACACACCUCUUAUAAUAUCAUGGUU